This is a messenger RNA of Ochlerotatus camptorhynchus, 3596 nucleotides long. RefSeq names its product PC4 and SFRS1-interacting protein-like. The transcript is spliced from 9 exons. NCBI's taxonomy places the organism in Eukaryota, Metazoa, Arthropoda, Insecta, Diptera, Culicidae. The record is from RefSeq and is a predicted model, not a curated record. The coding region runs from base 143 to 1465 and encodes 440 amino acids.
UAAGUUCUCCAAACGCAUCGCAUUCGCAUCAUCUAUAAAUUCAGGAAAGCUUCACGUCGAUCCCGCUUUUUGCCGUAUAGCUGUAUUCCACCGGUGCCGGAAGAUUGCAUAUUUUGGAAUUAAAACCACUCUUGGGUGAAACAUGGUAGCGCCAAAAAAGUCAUUCAAUGUUGGUGAUUUAGUGUUCGCCAAAGUAAAAGGUUAUCCGCCCUGGCCAGCGAAGAUCAUAAAAAUCGAAAAAAAGAAAUACAAUGUGUACUUCUACGGAACAGGAGAAACGGCUAACGUCAAACUGGAAGAUCUGUUUGGGUAUCGCGAUACCAAGGAUAAAUAUGCUACCGAGAAGAUAAUGAAACGCAAGGGAUUCAAGGAAGCUAUCAUACAAAUUGAAUCUGCCUUGAAUGGUGAAGACCCUAGCCCAAUAUUGCUUACAUCACAACCCUCAACGUCCGCUGAGCCAUCCGGCGUCAAAGUUGAGGAAUCCUUUAAUGCGACCGAGACAAGUUUCAAUGCAUCUCGCAUAUCUGCUAAUUCGACCACCAUGCAGACCUCCAUUAAAUCCGACAAGGAGGACAAUCAAAACGGCGAUAAAUCUUCUAGCAAAUCGAUACAGGAGGAAGACAAAAAUUCAAUAAAACAAGAAAAUACCACAAACAGUGCUCCCGAAAACAACAAGAGCCCCACGGUGACUCCUAAUGUGAAAGAAGAAAAACCUGAAAGUCCUGUUAAAGAGCAACAACCAGAGGUCGUCAGCAGAAGCGGACGUAAAAUAAAGCCCAAACGGUUCCUGGAUGGCGAGGAAGAGGAACUAGCUGCUUCACCACCGGCCAAGAAAAAGGUUCUAGCACCAAAAGUGAAAGUAGCCCCUUCGCCUGCUGUUGUUCCGCCAAAGAAGGCUAAUCCAUUCGAUAAAAUUGAAAGCGAACGUGUCUAUUUUCUCAAGCUUGAGCGUGAACUUGUGGAGUUGAAUUGGGAAAUCAAGUCUUGUGUUGGUUUAGCAUGCGCGGACCCUGAGCGAUGCGUUGAGCUGAUGGAGCAGUAUCAAAAACUGAAAGUGACACCGACCAUGCUGAAAAAGAAUCCAAACUGUGUGGAAACCAUGAAGCGAUUACGAAAAUACGUUGGAAAUACAAAAGCUUGGAAUAUGGCAGAUGAAGAGCGGAUUAGGUUCGACUUCUACGCCCAGCAGAUACGUGUCAAGGCCGAACAGAUCUACACCCAGUUCAAGACCAUGUUCCCAGUACCCGAGGGAGCCGUUAUGUUCUGGGAGAUUUUCUGCGAAGAAUUGAGCAAGUUUGAGCAAGCCACGAAAAACUUAAGUCAAGAAGAACUUUUCCUUCUUGUGGACGAAGCAGACAUAAAGAACGAUUCAGAAACAGACAAGAAUAACGGAAGUGACAUCAAGGAAGAAGGCAGUAGUGAAGAUUCCGAACAGAACACGCAAAGUGACGAAACCGCGACGUAAAUUUAUUUUCAAAACUAAACAAAAUACCGGUAAGAUUUUUUAUGAAUUCACUCGAAAAAAGGAGGACCCCAAUUUUAUCUGCAGAAAUUAUUAUUUCGAUACUUUACAAUGAUCUACGCGCAGAAUAUAUAAAACGAUGCACAGUGCGCAGCAACUGACACAGAGUCGCAUUUAUUUCGUGCCGCUGAACAGUGGUCCAGAAUGCAGAAUUAGGUGGAAGGAUAUGUUUGAGCCUGAAAUUGAAACUUUAGACAAAAAGUGUAUUUUACAAAGUUGUUCCUUAUAGUUAGGCCCUCAUUUUUAUGAUAAUGAAUAAACUAUUUUUUCCCCAACCAGAGGUAUUAACAUUUGAACAGGGCAUAUUUUUAGUAGAAAAACCUCGAUAACUCUUGAUAUCUAUAAGCUCUGUGCAGCAACUAGGGCAAAACAACUGUUUUUUUUAAAGUCACCCUAACUCAAUUCAAGGAAAUAGCUCUAAAUCGAUCGAAUUGAUAAAAAGAUACAAACAAGUUCUUUUUUACAAAGUUGCUUGAAAUUAGCUAUAACUUUGCAGAAUAAUGUAUACAUUAAUUCCUUUAAACAAAAAAGUCGAUAGUGGGCCUAACUAUAAGGAAAAACUUUGUAGAAUAUACUUUUUGUCUAAAAUUUCAUUUUCAGGCUCAAACCGUAUCCUUCCACCUAAAUCUGCAUUUUGGACCACUGUGCACUGGUUUCAAGAGGUAUGAGAUACCUGUUCUUAUACAAAACAAUCCGGGGAAUCGAAUGCCACUGGUUUUGUCAGCUUCUCCCCAUUUUCUGUUGAAAUUAGAAGUUAUUUGGUUUUAUAUGCGACUGAAGGUUAUCUACAGCGAUAAAAUACAGUGGAUGAUAUGGUAGGAAGCCAAGAAAAUCAAUAACAACUAAAAAGAUAGAUUUGCAAACUGCCGCUAGAUUUUAGACAUAAAACACAUACCUAGUUUCUUAUGUAAAAAAAAGUCCAACGAAUCGAUUGGAGCAUGUAUCGGUUAGCAGGCAUGGAAAAUCAUUUGCAUUCAUUUCGUGCAUUCAUUUACAUUCAUUUGCCUCUAACUUUUUUCUUCAACAGCAUUCCGCAAAAUGAUGUAUAGAGCUUUUGUAGGUUUUGUUAUUAGCUACUAACAGUUGUUAGCUGUUAACAAGUAUCUCUUAUGCAUGACGAAGCAGAGCGAACAGAAGCCACCACUGUUUUUCAGUGAAUGUAUUUUACAUUCACUGAAAAACAGUAACAAGUUCUGCCCGCUCUAGUUCGUGAUGCAUAAGAGAUACAGAUUUGAGUUGUGAGCAAAAUAUGUAGCUAUUUAAUAACAAAACCUACAGAAGCUCUAUACAUCAUUUUGCGGAAUGCUGUUGAUGAAAAAAGUUAGAGGCAAAUGAAUGUAAACGAAUGUAUGAAAUUAAUGCAAAUGAUUUUCCAUGCCUGUCGGUUAGUGUAGAGUUUGGGAAGUGGACAAAACCAGCGGCAUUCGAUUCCCCGGAUUUGUUUACAUAACGAUGGGUAUCUCACACCUCUUGAAACCAGCGGUACGAAAUAAGUGCGACUCUGGGUCAGUUUUUGCCCACUGUGCGAUGGCUUUUCGUUCUUUAAUAAAUUAUCAGAUGCGCUGGACAACAAAAUUAUAAUUUCACAAAAAAGUUUACGAUUUGUAUUUUUUAAAACAAUCAUAUUUUGUUUUGAUAAAUAGACUUACAUCGGUAACCAACAAGGAUUAGUAAUUCGAAAAGAACACAUGUGGGUUACAGCUCCCAUCCAGAAGCUAAAAUCUGAGAUCGAAGUGACAUUGAGCUUAAUUUACUACGACUCUAAUGGGAUAUUACGGAAUGAAUAAUCUAGUUAACUUGUAGAAAAUCAGAGCAGUUGCUUCGAUUCGGGAUUUUAGUGAUAGAUACUAGUUACACUAAGAGAAACCACUUAUAUUUUAAAUUAUCGUCUUAUCUAUAAAAGUAUGAAUGCAAUAAGUGGUUCACGAAGAGUCAUAGUUAUCUGCGCUAUAAAUCUAUAAUUUUGUAAAUUUAAUAUAAAACUCAAUACAUGCAGUUCUGUUUUUACGUGAUUUACAUUUUUUUUGCCUUUCUCCUCAUAAAGGAUGAGUACAGCAUUUUCAAUACUACCAUA